GGGCCGCCAACUCUUUGUCACGCCUACAUUUCUUCUCUCGCAUGCACCCGUCAAGCGUGUGGAUGUCCUGAUUGAUACCCUGUCAAUCCACCCACCCUGCCGUUCUCCGUCACACCCUUCACUCACCAGCACUGCACCAUAUGUCCAGCGCGGCGGUCCGGCGGUUGGACAUUACCCGGUACCUCGAACAACUCCUUUCCGUAUGGUCUUCCAGCGUACCAUACUUCGAGGAGAUAUACCGGGCACUGCCCUUUGGCUCGAGAAUCAUGGUCGACAACCUCCCCACCGAUCUCAGCAAAGCCAAGGUCAGGUUCUUAUCCAACUCAGGUUGGGAAGACACCUUAGCUCCUCUGGAACAUCUCUCCGGGCUCUGGGAGCUGCCGUCCGAGUCAUGGCCGACCGCUGUGCCCAUCGGCGGGCUGCGACACGUGCGCCACCUGAACGGCAAUGUCUCGGUUAUCAGACUGCCUCGGGAGCACGGGCGGGUGCACUUUAUAUUCAAGACCAAUCUGAGCGACCCAGACACCAUCUACCACGAGCUCAGACUGCUCCUGACGAUGCCCCCACACCAACAUGUCAUUGGCAAACCGCGCUACAUUGUCACGACUAGUCGGGAUGUGGAUUUGGAAUCUCCACCGCCUGUUCGUGUCCUCGGCUUCAUCCUGGAAUACUACGAAUCCGGCACGAUGGCCGCUGCGCUGGAGAGGGCGCCGGACCUGCCGCUGCAGACAAAGCUACGAUGGGCGACGCAGGUUGUGCGAGCCAUGAGUGAUGUCCGCGACGGUCCGGCCGGCUUCUACUCGGACCUCAACCCCGAUAACCUCCUCAUCUCGCCCGACGGCCUCGACGUUAUGCUCAUAGACUUCGAGCAAGGCGGCAACUGGGACACCUUCCUAGCACCCGAGGUCUGCUACGCCGGAAACCAAGACGGCGAAGUCGACCGCAAUGCCGCCCCUUCAACCCCAGCGCAACGGUUCCGCGGCGUUUGGCAAUCCCUAUCGCGCGAGCGACAGGAGAAGGCGAUGGUGUUUGCCAUCGGCAAGCUUCUCUGGUGCAUGUUUGAAGGCGUCAGCCACACCCGCAACUCGACCGACGAGCGGUACGAGACGGAAACGCCCAUCGAGUUUCCCAACUUUGCUGGGACACCCCACGGCCUGCGGGGACUGAUCCGGCAAUGCACCGCCGGGGCGCCGGAAUGGAGGGCGGUGGGAACCGCAGCAGUAGGGAUCAUACGCACACGGAUGGAAUUCGUGGUUGCCCGUGACGAGCGGGCCGAGCUGGGUGACGGGUGCACGCCGCGAGAGGCCAUGGACGCGGCUAAGACGCUGUGGACGCGCCGCGUGGGAGAAAUGCAGGAGUAUAUGGAAGCGAGAUGCCGCUGGCUAGCAGACAUGCCUGUUGCUGGAGAUGAUCUAUUGCUUGGGUUCCCUUCUCGGCCGUCCCUUUCCCAGGUGCUGGAGUCUCUCACGCGAGUCGUGAAUUAGCGCGGAGAGUGGGAUCAGUUGCAAAGAUUGAACAGCCAGUAAGUAGUAUUGCUGCCAGUUCGGUGUCAGGGGUUCGAUAUAUGUGGUAGUUACCUAUACUUGAGUGAUGUAUAUCUACUAACCUUAGAAGUGGAAGACUCCGCAGGGAGCAAGAUCUUAAAAUUCCAACUCGUGAAGUUGCGAACCCGCUCCGGGUCAAUGGGUCAAGUACGUCGCUCCCCACUGUUACCCACCUCCCCGACAUUCGUAGCACCACGAUUAAGUCCUGCGAGAACGCUUUCUGUGACUGCGACGGCGUGUCUCCUU
Chaetomium fimeti is the source of this 1790-nucleotide messenger RNA. RefSeq lists its product as uncharacterized. The coding region runs from base 141 to 1484 and encodes 447 amino acids. Gene Ontology annotation, molecular function: ATP binding; protein kinase activity. Gene Ontology annotation, biological process: protein phosphorylation. Lineage: Eukaryota; Fungi; Ascomycota; Sordariomycetes; Sordariales; Chaetomiaceae. The record is from RefSeq and is a predicted model, not a curated record. The transcript has 3 exons.